CUCUGUCCUCCGUCUGUCUCUUCUCUCUGCUUUCACACACCCGAUCUGUGGAUCUCCUCCUGUGGGAUACCGUCAAUAAGGCAUCAUGAGGGACCAGGCAGCACUGUCAGUUCUCUGCCUGUCCCUGCUGGCUCACUGUUGGACGCACGUUUCUGCAGUGUCUCUAAACGGACUGCCAGAACCAGAUAAAGCAGAAGGUGAGUCUGAGGUCAGAACAUUAGACCGUUGUUCGGAGGACAACAAAGAAGCAGGCCAGCUGCAAGUAGAGAUCAUUCCAGCCUAUGCAGAGAUUGAAGUCGGUCAGCAUAAAGAAUUGUUGUGCAGAGUUGUUGGAGAUGCAGAGGAGAUCGACUGGUUUUCUCCUGAUGGCGGGAAGUUAUUAGGAAACAAUAAGAAACUCAGGGUGCACAAACAUGGAAAUUCACUAUCCAUUAUCAUUGUUCGCAAUGCCGAUUUGGAGGACGCUGGGAUAUACAAAUGUGUGGCGAGAAACAGAGACACAGAAUCACAAGCCACAGCCAAGCUUGAAAUUCUUUUAAAGAGAAUACGUAGAGAAUCGGAGAGAGAGGGUAGAGGGAAAAGACAGAAAGAGCCAAAGCCCACCAAGAAACCCAAAGCUCCCAAGCCCACCAAGAAACCCAAGGGUGAGAAGAAGAACAAGGGAGGGAAGAAGAAAGGCAAGAAGGAGGAGAUCAUCACCACCACCACCACUACCACCACUGCUGUGCCUACAACAACUCAACCACCCAUUGACUAUGAUGACUAUUAUGAUCCUGAACCUGACCAAUACUGGGACGAAGUAUAUACUGAGACAACGACGGCUGUAACCGAUCAGCCCCCAACAGAGAAAUUUACAGAAUUCCCCUCAGAUUUUCCUCCUGACACAGAUGAUUACCCUCAACCUUAUCCUGACUCAGAAGAUGAUGACUAUUGGAAGGUGGAUGAGCCUGUUCCUACAACCCCUGGGAAUACCGGUAGCCAUGACAAUGAUGACUACUGGGACCCCAGAUAUGAGGUAGCAGAAAACCUGCCGUUCCCUGAUGGUAAAGAGAUCAGCUCAACUGAUGAAAACUGGCAAUACAGUACCACAGUGGAGCCCACCGUCCCUUUAUUUGAGAGCAACUGGUAUGAAGAAUAUGAAUAUGGACAUGAAAAGAAGCUGGACGAGGAGAAAGAGAGAAUAGAACAAGAGGAAAGAGCGAGAAUAGAGAAGGAGGAGAGAGAAAGAGAGCCCAAAUGGAAUGAGGAAGAGGAAGAAGAGGAAAUCAGGAGAAAAAGACCUCCACCACGUGUGUACAAAGAACCCAAGAUAUGUCCACCUCUGGGGAUGGAGUCUCAUCGUAUAGACAACGACCAGCUGUUGACUUCCUCUGUUCAUCAUCAUCGCUAUGGGCCAAACAGAGCUCGUCUUAAUACUCAGGCAUCUGGAGAUCAAGAUGAUAUGAAUGGUGGGGCGUGGUGUGCUAACCCUGAAGAGAAGCUCCAUUGGAUUGAACUGGACGCUCGUACGCUGACCGAGUUCACUGGGGUCAUCACACAGGGACGAGACGACCCCAUCGAGAGUGACUAUGUGUCUUCAUAUCAUGUGGCCUUCAGUAAUGACAGCAGAGAGUGGACUGUUCUUCAUGAUGGAUAUGCUGAAUGGUUGUUCUUUGGUAACACAGAUAAAAGCACCCCAGUGUUGUCUCAGUUUAUGGAGCCGGAAGUGGCUCGCUACAUCCGCAUCUUGCCCCAGAGCUGGAACGGCACCAUGUGUAUGAGAAUGGAGGUUUUGGGAUGCCCAGUCCCAGAUACUCUCAACCAAUACCAGAGUCAGAAUGAGGUGACAGCCCGAGAUGACAUGGACUAUAAAUAUCACAAUUACCUCGACAUGGAAAAGCUGAUGAAAUCUGUCUCUGAUGAGUGUCCCAACAUCACCAGAUUCUACAGUCUGGGCAAGAGCUAUAAUGGUCGAGAGAUAUACGCUAUGGAGAUUACUGAUAACCCUGGUACACAUGAAACAGGAGAGCCAGAGUUUAGAUACACAGCAGGUUUUCAUGGAAAUGAGGCUUUGGGGCGAGAGCUUCUCCUGAUGCUCAUGCAGUUCUUCUGCCGAGAGUAUAAAGACGGCAACCCUCGGGUGCGCCACCUGGUGGAUGAGACCAGAAUUCAUCUGGUGCCCUCAGUCAAUCCUGAUGGCCAUGAGAAAGCUUUUGACAAGGGCUCCGAGUUGGGCAGUUGGACAUUAGGCCACUGGACCGAUGACGGCCAUGACAUCUUCCAGAACUUUCCAGACCUAAAUAACAUCUUCUGGGAUGCGGAGGACGCCGGCAUGGUGCCCAAACUGACACCAAACCAUUACGUGCCCAUCCCUGAGGGUUAUCUCUCAGGCAAUGGCUCGGUUGCGGUAGAGACUCUUGCCCUCAUCACCUGGAUGGAGGCCCACCCUUUCGUGCUCGGUGCCAACCUGCAGGGUGGGGAGAGACUAGUGACCUACCCAUUCGACAUGCGCCGCCUAACCAAGGAGUCUGAGGAGAAAGAGAAACGGCUGAACCCUAGAGCACAUCGACAGAAGCGACAGUACGAGGAGGAGGAAGAAGAACCCAACCCGUACCUUCACAUUGGAUAUCAUCAGGAGAGCUAUGGCAGCCGCCAGGAAAGCAGCCCCUAUCACCAGGAGACCUAUGGAUACCAUCAAGAAAACUAUGGGUACCACCAUGAGAAUCAGGGCUAUUCCGAGGAGAAUCAAGGCUAUCGCGAGGAGAAUCAUGGAUACCGUGAGGAGAAUCAAGGCUAUCGUGAGGAGAAUCAAGGAUAUUAUGAGGAGAAUCGGGGGGAUGAGCGUUCAGAAGGGCAUCAUGAGGGUUAUCAAGAAGGAUAUUCAGAAGGCUAUAGGGAAGGGUAUGGAGAAGGUGAAGCAGAGGAGGAGAUCAGGGUCACUGAGGACCAGUCUUUAUUCCGCUGGUUGGCCAUAUCUUACGCCUCCACUCACCGGACCAUGACUCACACCCAUCAGGGAGGUUGCCAUAGUGAUGACCCAACGGGUGGCAUGGGCAUUGUCAACCGUGCCAAGUGGAAGCCCAUCCCUGGAAGUAUGAAUGAUUUCAGCUACCUUCACACUAACUCUUUCGAGCUGUCUGUUUUUCUGGGCUGUGAUAAGUUUCCACAUCGGAGCGAGCUUUUCAGGGAGUGGGAGCAUAACAGAGAAGCUCUGCUGACCUUCAUCUCUCAGGUGCAUCGAGGAAUUAAAGGUGUUGUGAGAGAUAAAGAGGGGAAUCCUAUUGUCAAUGCCACAGUGUCUGUGGAGGAAGUCAAUCAUGAUGUCAGGACAGGUGAAUCUGGUGACUACUGGCGUCUUCUGAACCCUGGCGAGUAUCGUGUGACGGCCAGAGCCGAAGGCUAUUCUCCCUCCACACGUCUGUGCGUGGUAGGGUACGAGCCAGGUGCAACCCUGUGCAACUUCGAUCUCAGCAAGUCAAACUGGGACCGCAUCAAACAAAUUAUGGCUCUCCACGGCAACAGGCCCAUUCGGUUGCUAAGCAACGGCAACAGGGGAGGAGGAAGUUACAGCGGCAAUUUCGGUGUCGACACAAACCGGACACGUCUACGACAGUUACGACUGCUCAGACUCCGUCGCCUACGGCAACAGAGGCUGCUGGCUGCCAGAACGACGCCGCCCACCACUACCGUGAUCACCACGACCAAAGUUCUACCAACCACAGAGAGUACCACACCCUGGUUUGAUCGCUGGACUCAUGAAGAAAUCCUGGAGGGGAACACAACCGAGCCUGAAGAGAUUGAACUCACAGAGGCACUGGAAUACAACUACAAUUACAACAUAGACGAUUAUUAAAACCAAACGACGGAUAAAAAAAUUAUCCAAAGAUUGAUUGGUUUGGAACAGUAUGGUAUGCAGUCGGCAAUAGUUGCCAUAAUUUCACCCUUAUGUUAGAAAGGCUUCGGUGACUGUGAAGACAUGUGUAAAACGUUGGUGCAUAUAAAACCAGAGAAUUGUGGGAAGUGACGCAUAACUGGAACAGGCACUUUUGAAAUGACACAUAAGCUUUUUAAUUCAUAAGAUGAAAGUAAAUUAUGAUUAUGAAAUGUGACAAAUCUUUAAGUAACAAACAAUCACUCGUAUUUCUCAUAGUUACAAGUCUAUUGUAUAUUAUUCUUCUAAAACGUAAUGAAGAUUUCACAUACGACUACCCGCACAACACCCACUGAAUGAAAAUGGAAUUCAUGUUACAAAAUGGACUUUAUUAACCUAUCUUUUCCACAUAUAAGCAACCAAUGUGUAUUAAAGGCUUUAAUUGAAGACUAAAGGGUCUACAUUUGUCUCCAGAAGGAUCAAUGGCCUGAGGUAAAGGACACUUCCUUUUCAGUUAAUAAAGUCUUGUUUACAUAUUCA
Messenger RNA from Triplophysa dalaica, 4390 nucleotides. RefSeq names its product AE binding protein 1b (gene aebp1b). The record is from RefSeq and is a predicted model, not a curated record. NCBI's taxonomy places the organism in Eukaryota, Metazoa, Chordata, Actinopteri, Cypriniformes, Nemacheilidae. Gene Ontology annotation, molecular function: metallocarboxypeptidase activity; DNA-binding transcription repressor activity, RNA polymerase II-specific; RNA polymerase II transcription regulatory region sequence-specific DNA binding. The transcript has 22 exons. The coding region runs from base 86 to 3832 and encodes 1248 amino acids. Gene Ontology annotation, biological process: proteolysis; negative regulation of transcription by RNA polymerase II.